AGUGCUUCUGUAACGUUCCGUGUACUGCCUCCAGUGUAAAAUAUUUAUUUAAUUUAAAAUUUUCAUUAAACUGUUAUACGAAUAUUCAAGUCAGUAAUAAUAAAUAUUAAAAGCAUGGGUGAUUCUAAGAAGAUUAAGAUUGGCAUAAUUGGAGGGUCAGGCUUUGAUGAACCAGGAUUAUUUGAAAACCCCGUGGAACGCGUUGUUUCUACGCCCUUCGGCAACCCUUCAGAUGUUUUACUUGAAGGAGUUAUUAAGGGAGUUCCGUGUGUAAUUUUGGCAAGACAUGGACGGAAACAUCAGUUUCAACCAAGUGACGUGAAUUACCGUGCGAAUAUUUGGGCUUUGAAGGAAGUGGGGUGUACUCACGUGUUGGCAACUACGGCCACCGGCAGUCUGCACGAGGAUUAUCAGCCCGGCUCGCUGGUUAUCGUAGAUGACUUUAUUGAUCGGACUUGGGGUAGAAAAUGUACUUUUUACGAUCGAACCGAAGGUGGGCCCAAAGGCGUCUGCCACCUUCCAAUGAGCCCUGCUUUUUGUGAAGUAGCUCGCAGUGCUCUAUCAACCGCCGCACGAGCACGGAAUUAUUUAUGUCACCACAAGGGAACUGUUGUUACUAUACAGGGACCAAGAUUUUCAAGCCGUGCUGAGAGUCUUAUGCAUCGUCAGUGGGGAGGUCAUCUGGUCAAUAUGACAACAGUCCCAGAGGUUGUGUUAGCCAAAGAAGCUGGUUUGAGUUAUGCUGCGGUUGCUCUUGUCACAGAUUAUGACUGUUGGAGGGAUAACGAAAAAUCGGUAUGUGUUAGUGACGUCCUAGAGGCAUUCGCUAAGAACGUCAAGAAAGCGGCUGACGUGAUAGUGGACGCUAUUCAAAUACUUGCUGCUUCCACCGACCAUCCCUAUUUAGCAGCACAUAAGGAAUUGGUGACAUCCGCCAUAAUGCUAAAGGAAUGACGUUGAAUCCAUAAAAGUAAAAAAUAUUAUCACAGUUGUUUGUUUUUUCUUGUAAUAAACGUAAAAAUGUUA
Messenger RNA from Pieris rapae (cabbage white), 1026 nucleotides. RefSeq names its product S-methyl-5'-thioadenosine phosphorylase (gene Mtap). Gene Ontology annotation, cellular component: cytosol. NCBI's taxonomy places the organism in Eukaryota, Metazoa, Arthropoda, Insecta, Lepidoptera, Pieridae. Bases 115 to 954 code for a protein of 279 amino acids. The transcript is spliced from 8 exons. Gene Ontology annotation, molecular function: S-methyl-5-thioadenosine phosphorylase activity. The record is from RefSeq and is a predicted model, not a curated record. Gene Ontology annotation, biological process: nucleoside metabolic process.